Messenger RNA from Melanotaenia boesemani (Boeseman's rainbowfish), 3380 nucleotides. RefSeq names its product hematopoietic SH2 domain containing (gene hsh2d). Gene Ontology annotation, cellular component: cytoplasm. The record is from RefSeq and is a predicted model, not a curated record. The transcript is spliced from 6 exons. Lineage: Eukaryota; Metazoa; Chordata; Actinopteri; Atheriniformes; Melanotaeniidae. Bases 133 to 1266 code for a protein of 377 amino acids.
CUGCUUUGUGUCUGUGAUAAAAAGUUAUAUUAAUAUUUGUUUAAUCUAAAGUUAAACAGAGGAAGAAAGAUAAAUACAUUACACCAAAUUCUUCCUCUUACAGAUGAAGUCAAUACUAAAAAGGGAUAUUUAAUGUGUCUAAGGUCUUUAAAUGACCACUUUCCCAGGACGAUGGAGUGGAAUCAGCCUGUACAAGGACAACACAAUGCUUUCAUCUGGUUCACGAAGUCCCAGCUCCAGUCUGUGAUCAGGAAUGGUGUGGUCCCUGAAUGGUUUCAUGGGAUCAUUCCCAGGAAGACGGCAGAGGAACUGCUCAUGCCCAAGCCACCUGGCUACUUCCUCAUCAGGGUCAGUGAGAGCAGGAUUGGUUACACUCUCUCGUGCCGUGAUGUGGACCGCUGCAGACACUUCAUGAUUGAUGCACUGGAGGAUGGCCAGUACAUUGUUGUGGGGGAGAGCAGGCGUCACCGCUUUCUGCAGGACCUGGUGGACUUUCAUCGCAGGACUCCCAUCAUCCCCUUCACUCAAGUGCUCACUGUUGCUUGCGGACAGCUCUCAAAUGACAAGAGUGACUAUGCAGAACUGCUGUUUCCUUCAAGACAUCCAGCCUCUGACAACGAUUUCUUACAAAACAGUUCCCCGCCUCCCAGCACAAGUCAACCAGUAUCAGAAGACAGCCCACCAGCCCUUCCUUAUCGACCAAAUAACCUGAUGGACCCUAAAGUCCUGUCCCCAAACAGUCAACCAAACAGAGUUUACCCUUGUUUGGAAGAGGAGUUUGGACACGUCAGUUCUCCACUUUCAGCCAUGGCUGUACCACAGGCCAGGAAGAAAAAUGCAGUCAUUAACUCGCCAUCAAACCAGCCUCCUGAAGUUCCUUCUCGGAGGUGUGUGCCUCAGCAGAACCAGGCUUGCAUCAGAACAGCCUCCGCACCUGAGAGUCCCCAUAGAUCUAGGAUCUCUGAACAAAGUCUCUCUACCACCAUCCAGCCUGUAAAGAACCAGGAAGGGAAAGCAUCAGUUGCCACCAACCUGAAGAACUUCAAGAAGAAAUUCCAAAAGAAAACAAACACUUCACAGGAGAAUACCUAUUCAGAGAUUAAUCUGGAGGCGAGUGACAGGAGCGGGGACACAGAGAAUGAAUACCAGGAGAUCAGAGAGGAGCAGAUCUUUAGUGCACCACCAAAUUACAAUGAUAAUAAGGCAACUGACCAGGUGUUACCUUAUGAGUACUUGCCACCUCCACCUUUUGCUCCCGGUUACUGAUACAUAGUGUGGUCCAGAGCCCCACUGCCGGCUCUGAAGAGAGUGGAAUGAAUGGCUACUAAAUGUAAGUCCUUACCAAGAGUUUAAGGUCUAGGAAUGUGAUGACUGAACUGUGGCCACAUCGUUCCAAUGUCACCAAAAUGUCAAAAUGAGGGAAACUAAUAAAGGACUUCAAACUGCAGUCCUUUAGGGCCACUGUGCUGCAGGUUUUAGAUAUUUCCGUGCUUCAACAAACUGGACUCACUCAGACUGAUGAGUCACUGCCCAAGACUUGACAACAAAUUGUAAAAUCCAUUUAUUUUCAAUUAGGUGUGUUGGAGCAGGGAAACUUAUAAAACCUGCAGUUGGUAUCUACUGUACACCACUUCCCUUUGAACAGUUCUGUGUGGUACAGUUUGACAUCUAAUUUGGACUAAGACACAUCUUUCAAAAUACAGUCAGAAUCUAAUUUCAAAACCACCAUGAAAUGGGGUUUGGAUCAGAUUUAUCCAAAUCUGAUUGGAUGCAAGGAUACAGUCUUUGUAUACAAAAAGAAAAAAGAAAGUGUAUGCAGGAAGUCUAAACAGGUACAUGGUCACAGCUGAAUGCAUAAUAAUACCUGAAGUAUAUGAUCAGUGCAAAUGCAUAACUUGUUUUUCAGCCUUUUAUUAUGCAUUCACCACACAUUCUGUUUAUAUCUGGUUAUUAUUUUUUAGGGUUUUUUAAGCAUACGUGACUUGUUUCUCAUGCUGUUUAAUCUCAUAUUUUGUGGUGUGAUCGUGCAAGAAUUAAGAUCUGGCCACAACUUAAGUGUUACAUUUACACACCUCGUUAGCUUUAUAUUAUGAUUACAAGUGAAAACACACAGUAAUGUUUUUUCACUAAUAUAAAGAGAGGCUCAGCAAUUAAACGAGAAAGCUCAAAUGAAAAUAUUGUGAAUGAACUAAUCAGCAGCCUGUGUGGCUCACCUGAAACUAUGUUACACUGCUGAACGAAAGAAAAGAAGGGGAAAAGUUUGCACGUCUAAUCAAGUAAAAAGAAGAAUACAGAGGAAAAAGAAGAGAUAGAAUAACACUGAAUGAUAAUGCACUGUUUUAGCCCUCAGUCUGUGUUUACAUGUUUUGAACCAGGAUAAAUAAAAAAGUUGCCAUCUGAUGGAAAUGAGUAACAUUGGAAAAUGUAUUUAUGGCUUUGUUUCAUACAUAUCCAACAGUAACAACUCUGGACACAAAAUUGAUGCUUAUGUAUUACCCAGACUUGGAUAACUCUGGAGCAAGCUGAGGUUUCACAAACUGGAAACAAUGAAAAGGAUAAACUUGGAAACUGGGAGUGGUGACCUUAGAUAUAUGUUUAGAAAUUGCAUGGUCCUAACAAAACUCCAGGUAGAUUUUGGUUUAAGAAAAGGAUUUUCAUUCCCUUCAGACAGAACCAGACUGGCUGUUCCAUUGUUGAGUCUUCACUGCUAUGCUAAUGUGUUACCAAAUAAAAAGAAAAGUAGCAAAUGUAGCUGAAAUUGAUUUAAUUCCAGCUUCAUCUUGUAAUUACGUUUGAUGUUUUACAUACCAAAGAACAAACCAAAAGCAGAAGGAGGAAGUUUAAUACAGCUUAUCAUACAUAAUUAAUAUCAGCUACAAUGGAUACGAGGCGCAUGCUGUAGUGUCAUAUGCAGAUCUGUUAACAGAAAUAUAACCAGGAAGCUGGAGGAGAGUGGGAAUGCAGAUACUGGUCAGACUUAUUUCCUUGCUGAAACCUAAAAACACUGUUGUUCCAUUAUGACAUUGUCAAUAUCUGUGUAUACGUUUUGUCACACACCAAUAAUAGUUAUAUACAAGGACUAUGAGGCAUGAUAUCACAUUUAUGCUCAUGACUGAAAGUGCAACGUUAAUAAAAGCAACUAUCAAAGAGAAAAAAAAUAGCACUAUCAUUUUUCAAUUCUGUUGCCUUGCUAUGUUAUUCCACCUCAACAGGGGGCGUAAUGACACAGGAUUCUUCUCUCUAACCCACUCUUUUGUCAUUGUCAGUGUAUCCGAUUGUUUUUAUUAUGGUGGUCAAGUUAGAUCUACAUAGACCAAACUAAUAAAAAGCACAUGUUCCAUCAUAGACUACAAUCUAGUGGUAGUGAACCACAUUAGAUG